Messenger RNA from Diatraea saccharalis (sugarcane borer), 3884 nucleotides. The record is from the annotation of a GenBank genome assembly. NCBI's taxonomy places the organism in Eukaryota, Metazoa, Arthropoda, Insecta, Lepidoptera, Crambidae.
AGACCCGCGCCUGUCUCGCGGCCUGCGCACGUACACGGCGACCGCGACGGAACAAUUAGUGAUUCUAGUGUUUCGGUGUCAUGUUGUGAUUGUGUAGUGACGAAAUGGAAUCGACUCCCAUCUGUCGGUGCCGCGUGCUCUAUCUCGGCUCUGCGGUGCCGCAGCAGAGCAAGGACGGCCUUCAAGGAAUUCAGGAACCGCUUCGCGAGUUGUAUCCGGAAAAGGGAGCGACCAGCGGCGGUAUCGACUCAUGGCUGUCAGUGUGGUCUAAUGGAAUCUUGCUAGAGAACGUCGACGAGAGUGGUUCCAGGGUCGCUAGGUUUUUCCCCAUAUCGAGUUUGCACUAUUGCGCAGCGGUGCGCCGAGUGACAGUCGAAGGAGCACCUAGAUUUUUACCCUUGGAUUCGCCCUUCGCUCGAGCGCCGGCCCCACGACGUCCUCCUUUAUUCGCGGCGGUUUUACGCCGUACUCAAGGCAUUAAAGUUUUGGAAUGUCACGCCUUUAUAUGCCGGCGCGAGGCGGCUGCCAACGCGCUAGUUCGGUGUUGUUUCCAUGCUUACGCCGAUAGUUCGUAUGCGAAACGCCUGGAGGCCGAACGCAGUCCGUCGCAACUACCGCCUGAACCGGACGAAGAGUUGGAGGUGUUCGAUGGCGACGAGAACCACAAAGUAUGGGUCGGGGAGGUGGAACGCGACGAUACGAGCGACGACAUCCCGCACCCCGCGCGGGCGCCUCGUCCUCGGCAGAUCACGAGGCCCGCGUCGGUACCGCCGCCUCCGCCACCCCCUGAGGAGCCGAAGAAGAAGACAUCUACGACGAAGAAAACUAAGAAAAAGUCUUCGGCUUCAGCCGAUGAGCUGUACGCGACUAUGCCGGGGCCGGCUCCGAUGAUGAACGGUCGAUCGUUAGGGCGUGCGCCUCCAGCGUGGGCGGCACACCCCAUGGUACUGGUGCCGCACCCGGCGGCCACGCUGCCCCACGCCCGGCCUGCUACACUCGCGCAUCGCGGCCGCGUGCCCGCCGCUAUUGCUCCAGGGCCUUUUCCUGGGCCCCCAGGACGAGGUCGCCUCCAGUACGCUACUGUUGACCCUCGUCGUUCCAAACCACCACCUCCAUCUUUAAAAGCAGCUCAGAGCAUGACGGGUCUCGAGGCUGUCGAAGAUAGUGGUGGCAUAUAUAGGAAGAAGGGCCACCUGAACGAACGAGCGUUCUCGUACAGCAUCAGGCAGGAACACAGAAGUCGAUCUCAUGGGUCCCUCGCCAAUCUCAAGUUCGCCGCUCCGCCAGAGGUGGAGUCAGGUCGCGAAGAGCUGAAGAAGGAAAGGGAGAUCAUGCAGAUGGUAGCGGGUUUGCAGCUGGGUCCCGAUGAGCUGGAGCGCCGGGAGGUUCCACCACAUCUUAUCAGAUCUAGGCAUGGCCCUAGAUAACAUAUCGCUAUAGAAGCAGGUGGUGCCAUCUUUCAGUUCGAAAAAGAACUACUAGCGCGUGUGAGCGCCUGACCGGAACAACUUGCAUAUUACCUCGAUACGAUUUCAAUAUUGAACACAACCAAAUGAAAAUUAUAUUAUGUCCCUUAUAAUAAGAGGCUUCAAAGCUCAAAAUGAAUUGCCAUAGGAGCAAACCAUUUUGUACGGUCACAGCAAUGCGAUUGCUAAAUCGAAUUGAUAUUUCGUUUAUAUCGAUUAGUCACGAAUACAUUCCAUAUUGUACAAUAAUGUACCUAUCAGUAAUAUUAAUAAAUGUACAUACAUUGAGCCAAAUUAUUUGUAAUUAAUAAAUAAUUAAUAAUUUUAAGCAAUUAAAUUAGCUGAAUGUAAGUAUAAUACUUUGGGCAGUUGACAUUCAGUGGUGUUUGAAUGUCUAAAAUCCAAAUGAUUCCAUUUUAAGAUUGUAAUUAUCUCCUUAUCUAAAUGAAAUACUUAAAGCUUAUCCCGACUGUACUUUGUCACAUACAAAAGCAGAGCGAGCGUUGAAGAGCGAUAGAUAGAUAUUAUUAUGUCAAAAAGCGAUACGUAAUUUUCCUAAAAGAUUUUGAAGAACUUCAAUAUAAUUUUUAAGGAAUUUCAAAUUCAUAAUUUUGUUAUUAUUACGAAAGAGGUUUCAGUUAAUCAGAAUAUGUUGUUAUUCUUCUUAGAAUUACUGUUAGAAAUAUCCAUAAUAUAGUUAAUAAACAGCCUAAUGAUGAGUCAUUAUCUAUUUAUUGUCAAAAAUCGUUGGGGCAAGCUUUGAUACUUAAGGUACAUUUUAUUUUAUUACCAAGUUCUUUAUAGAGUAGCUAUUUAUUCUGUAAAAAAAAUCAGCUUAGAACCUCUAUGCUAUGACAUCGAGUAUACUGUGACGACGUAAGUUCGAGGCUGUUUUAUUAACAGAAUAAGAAAGCUGUAAUGAUGUUUAAUAAAUAGUUAGUAUAUUUGUACACUGGGUACUUCAAAAACAGAAAACUAUGUUUAUGUGUAUAUUUACCGAUAUUUAUUAGUUCAGUACUUAAUUUCUUUGUUGUAUGUAAUCUAUAUUUAGUCAACUCGAAUGUGCUCGAAAUGUGCCCGAUUAUAUUUAAACACACGUCUGGAAUAAAUGAAAGACGAGUAUCUAUAGUCGACAGAAAUAAUUACUUAUCAUGAGUAAGAACUAUUAAUAAUAAUAGUAUUCUAACUAUUAACAGAUCUUAGUUCAUUCUUACUCUUGUUUAUUUGGUAAAAAUAUCUGCUUAAGUUGCGGAAAUCUCAAGUAAUCACUUCUCUUGACUGUAACUAGAUAAGAUUGUACCUAGUUAUUGAUUGUUAAAAAAAUAUAUCGAAAAUGUAUACGUUUGCUCUACAAUUCUAUGUAAUCUUACAGGACAUCAAUUUCCAUUACCUAAAAUAUGCGAUUAUUAACUCUUAUCUGCGGAGUCUGUCCUUUUUUGUACGCGGUAGUUUGCGACCUGCUAUAGGCUUCCCCUUUAAUAAAUCUUCGUGAAAAUAGUACAGAGAUCUUUGAAUAUCUUUUUUUGACGUUCACACGUAAUAUAUGUGUCACAGUCCGUUUGUUUGUCUCUAGGAACAUACUAUACUAAUGUUAACGUAAUAAUGGCAUUAGGGCUCGUCGAUGCGGCGUCCCCCAACGUUCGGCGCCUGAGUGCGUUGCACCCCUUGAACCACGGGUAAAAACUGGCCUGAAUGGAAUCUGAACUUUGUCUUGAUUGAAAGCAUUUUGCCACUAUAUUAUCUACCUCCAUUCCAAUAUUAAAAUUACGAUAGUGACUUAAGAAAUCAAUGGCGACAGAUAUGAUUAUUAUUUUUUGAUAUAUUAACAAGAACUAUGUUAAAAAGAGAUGUUAUUGAAACAUCAUGGGCACACCAUAAUUACGUUAACAUUAGCUGGAUUGACACAAUAGGCCCUAACCAUGAGGUUUCAUAGCAAUGUUUAAUCCGUGCAACGAGCGGGACACCGCUUUUGUUUCGUGUAGCAUUAGGUAUCCCAUUCGCUGUACGAGUUAAAACUUGCUUUAAGAGGUGAUGGUUACCACCCUGGUCGGUCGACCGUGCUCGAGCUUUAAUAACUGUGGGCUUUCUUGUAUGGCGAUGGCACUAUCUUCGAAUUCUUCGGUAAAUGUGUUUAAUUAACAUUUCAAAUAAUUUAUCACGAUAGAUAUUAUAACAAGUUGUAGAAUCGAGAUCUAGGGUGUCGGAGUCGAGAUCUAGGGUGACUAAAAUAAAAUUUGAAAUCAAAAUCACUUAAACGAGUACAUAUCUUAUGUUCAAUUAGUAAUGCAAUAAUGGAUUGUAGAUAAGCGGUAGUUCUUAAGAGCGCACUAUGUAUGUGCUAUAACAAAAGUUAUAUACACGACUUUGAUUUGAAAGUUAAUAGAUUAACAUAUACUGUUAAAAUAAAACAUGAGAUUU